AUGGCUGAAAAUCUUGAAGAAGUCUUACCCCAUACAGAUCUUCAAACUGAGGAGAAUGUAGUGGUAGUAUCAAUACCCACAGACUCUGUAGACAACAUCCCUCUUGAAGGUCAGCUGCAUUGUGAAACUCUAUCCCCAGAUAUUUUGCCCUCAGAUAAUGCUGCGACAGAGGAUAUUGUAUUGGAGAAUCCCAGUGGUGUGUCCACCUCUGGACUAUCACUGGGGACGCCAUUGUUACAAUGGACCCCACAGCAAACCAUGUACACCAGUGCUGAGGCAAUACAACAAGAUAUCCAAAUACUGCUUGGAAAAUUGAGGGAAUAUGGACAAGAGAGCUUGCUUAUCACAGCUGAUAAGGAGGCAAUACGAAUGGAUGGAUCAUCUGGAGGGAAAGAAUUCCUCAAGGACCAUGAGGCUGUAGCUAGAUCAUUUCAUCAGAGGUGUUUUGGCAGUGAAGACAAAAAUUCAAGUGCUGAUGAUGCAGAUAUGAGUGAAGAUGCAGAUGAGAUGCCAUUUGAAGGACUGGAAGAUGGUGUUGCAGAGAAUGUAAUUACUGAAGUGAAAACACAAAACAGAAAACCCACAGCAUCAGAGGGGCCUGUCCUAAAGAAAAUAGUUCAUGAAUCAGCAAAUGAAAAAACAGAAAAAUCAGAAAUAUCUCCAGCACCUGUACGAAAGCGAGGAAGGCCACCUAAAAUUAAAACUGCAGUACCAAAUGAAGACCAACAGUCGGAAACCAACAAGGGAAUUGAAACAGAAACUGCCAAAAAAGAAAAUGUAACUGAGAAAACUCCAGUGAGGAAAAGAGGAAGACCACCCAAAAAUCGGGAUACAGAUACCAAAACCCUGGAGACAGAGACGACAGAGAAGAAAGAAGAAAAAUUGGAGGAAACUGAAGGUAGCCCUGUCAAGCUGCCAUACACUGGGAAGAAAAGGGGAAGGAAACGAAAAGAAGAAGUGACUUAUAUAGAGGAGGAGACAGACAGCAGCUCAGGGGGAAUCAGAAGAAGCAGUCGUCCAGUAAAGAAAAAGAUAAAAGAAUCUCUGGGUUAUGCACCACCUAAAGAGAAAGGAAGAAGAUCUGGAAUUGGAGCUGGGGACUUAAAGAUCAGAAAGGUACCUCUAAUUAAAGAUGCUGCCAAGGACAAAGGAAACGAGGGAUUGGAUACAGAUGAAAAUCAGACUGACAAUGAUGCAGUUGAUGAGUUAAUUACGAUGUCAAAUGAUGAAGCAAGUGAAAUGGUCGAUAAUGGCAGUGAGAACAUUGAGACAUCAAACAGGCUAGUGUGCAGCAAUUGUGGAUUUGCUGCAGAUUCCCAAGAAGUCAUGGAGAAUCACAUUCGAGUGGAACACCCAAAAAUAUGGGCUCAAAUCCUGAUUGAUGAUACCAAAAUCUUGCUUGCUCUUGGAAAAGAUCCGCUAAAAGUGCAGAGGCCAAAAUGUGAUGAUACGCCAUUGAAGAAAGAGCCACCAAAGGAAAAGAAACCAGAAAUUGUUAAAAAAGAUACCACCACUAAAGCACCAGUCAUAAAGAAGAAUAAAUUGCCAUUGGAACACAGAUCAUCUGGUCACUAUAGCUGCACUGUGUGUCAGAAAAAAUAUAAAACCAUUUGUUUACUAAAUGCUCACAUGGGUUUGAUUCAUAAAGAUAGGAGAUAUGCUCAGAUUAAGAGAAGGAAAGAGCUCAUAAAAUACAGGCAGAGAUUAAUUGCUAUGAAGAAAAAAGUAAAGGUAGAAAACAAAGAAGAGAGUACCACAGCUGAUACAACAAAGGAGGGUGAGCAAGAGGAAGAUAAAGAAGGUUCAGUUGAGGCGGGAGAAGAAGAGGUGAAAACUGAAGUCACAGAAAAGAAUAUGGAGGUGAAAACUGAACCCAUUGAAGAAGAAGAGGAAGUACGAAGAUCAAAGAGGUCCUCACGGAGAAAAUCCAAAAAACUGGACGAUUACGAAACAGAUCUGCCAGAGCUUUACAGGUCAGAUAAUGAGGAAGAAUUAGACAUGAAGGCCCAUUAUGAUGAACCUUUUGCUUGUACUCUCUGUCUGAAAGACUGUGGAAGUGAAAGUGGAUUAGCUGAACAUUUGAAGAGAACCAAGCAUGAUGAGAUGAAAGUCACUCCUUUUCCAUGCUUAACAUGUAAUCGUUUUUUUCUGACAAUGAAAACCCUGGAGCUUCACAUGACACAAUCUGGCCAUAUGGGAGAGGAGAUGGGUAGUUUAGAUGGAGAAAUUGAAGUCACCAGGCAAUCUUCCAUGUCCAAAAGGGGGAUUUUAUUGUACAUAUGUUCCCUCUGUAAGCGUGAGUUUGUUAAAAAGGAGAACUGCCAAAAUCAUUGUGCAAUGAAAGUCUGCAAAAAGCCGUGGAAAAAAUCUUGUCCAAUUGUCACUUGCAAGAAAUUGUUUUUUGAGAACAACAUGUUUUUCCACCACAUGACUACAGAACAUAGAGAUGAGUUUCCAUUUGUGUGCCCAGUUCAAGGAUGUAAGCGACUUUUCUUCCACACAGCUGCCUUGAACUCCCAUAUUGCAGCACACAAUUCCGAGAAGGAUGGCCAUGUCCCACCACCUAGACCUAUAGAGGAUGGCAGAAAGAGGUGUGGCUACUGUGGCAUGUUGUUCACUUACAAUGAAAAUCUGCGACAGCAUGUCAAGAGAAUUCAUGAUAACGACUUAUUUGGACAGCACAAGGAAAUUGUAGAGCAUAACCAAGCUACUGAACCUUUCUCAUCAAGUAAAAAAUUUCUUAAAGUGGAGUCUCAAAGGGGAGAUAAAUCUAAGGAUGCAGACGAUGUGGAUAAAAUUGAUACCUUCAAAAAGAUGGACAAGCGGCAAGUUACAAUUCGCAAUCAUGUCAGGGGGAAGGAGUUCAAAUGCUACACAUGUGACGAGACCUUCAGUCAUAUUGAUGAUGUUGGUGACCAUAUGGUGGACACUGGUCAUUGUGGACUUCCUUUAAGUGCCUUGGAUGGCAAGAGAGAUAUCCGAGUCAGAAUACGUAAUACAGGUGAACAGUGUUAUGUUUGCACUCUCUGUAAAAUGGAAUUCAAGAAAAGAGAUGGAUGUGAAAAACACGUUGAGGCUGCAACCUGUAAGAAGAAAUACAAACGACUGUGUCCUAUUAUGAACUGUAGAAUUUUGUUUAGGAACUUUAAUUAUUUCAAAGCACAUAUGUCAACCAUGCACAAAGAUGAAUUUCCCUUCAAGUGUGAAGUAUGCAGUAAAGAAUUUGAGCAGACCUCUGCAUUGAAUUCACACAGAAACUCCCAUUACAAAGACACUCAUCACAUCCAGGCAGAUGUACUGAACUCUGACACUCCAAUGACCUGCCACGUCUGUAAGGAACGAUUCAGAAAUAACAAAGAAUUAAGAGCACACAAAGAAGCAAAGCAUGAAAUCAACAGGAGAUACAUGUGCGAUAUCUGUGGUAAGAAGUACAAAAGGAAGGAAAAUCUGAAAGAUCACAUUUUUAUGGUACACAAGAGAGACCCUACAAAGGACUUUGUAACUUGCCCAACCUGUGGAAAAGCUCUUGCCAGUCAGAGAUCUUUGAAGUUCCACUUAAGAUUUGCACAUUCAGAUGCCAAACCAUGUGUCUGUGAAAUUUGUGGAUACAGUACUAAACAACUGGGGAACCUUGCUUUUCACAUGAGAAACACACACAGUGAUGUGAGACCCUAUGAAUGUGAGUGGCCUGAUUGUGGAAAGACGUUUAAAGACCGACAACUCUGGCAGAGACAUUCGCAAAGACAUGAACUGAAUGUGGGCAACCUGGAAAAAGCCAAGACAUAUGGACCAGUCUUCAUAUGCAAGAUCUGUCAGAAAGGAUUCUGUGGCAAGUAUAACCUGGAGAAACACAUGCUGUGUCACACAACAGAAUGCCCAUUGUCAUGUAAUUUAUGUGGAAAAGGAGUAAAAAGAAUGAGCAGUCUGCGCAGACACAUGAGAAAUGUCCACCAUUUUGAUCCCAAGACAAAUACAUCCAUGGUAACUAAAACCAUUAUCAGAAAGCCCAAAGCAUUGAUGAAGAAACAAAAUGUUCUGGAUUUGGCAUCGGCAACACUAGAAGAACAAGAAUCCAUUGAAGUAGAUUUCAAAGAGCUUUCACAGAUAGACUACCAGUUUCAUUCAGAUGCUCAGCAGAAGCUGCAACAGAUACUGACACCCAUUGUAGAUGUUCCGGUGACGUCUAUAGUGACUGGGGAAUCCCCACAGAAAGCAAGGGAUUACCUUUCUGAGGCACAGAGUCAAGUCAGCCUUCUGGAAUGUUCGGCCAACGCAACAGAAAACGUCAUAGAGGAAGCAGUAGAUGAAUCCCAGAUUAUCAUUGAAAAUGCUGGCGAGCAGUACAUCAUCAUGAACCCUGAUGGUAACAUCUCCAAUCUGGAACAGCUGGGCAGAGAUAUUAUUCUGGCAGUGAAAAAUGAAGAUGGAUCCGUUUGUUUUCAAAUGGUUGGAAAACAGUGAAAGAACUUUUUUUUUAAAAUUUCAUUUUGGUUACCAAGUUGAGCUUUUAUGUAAAGAAUUACCGGUAGUUAAGUAAAAAUUGAUUAUUUUCUAGAUACAUGUAAUGUUUAAGUACAUGUAUUUCUAGUUAGCUUGCUGUGUAGCAUUGUAGUAUAAUUAUCAUGUUGAUAAUAAACACUUUGCAGAAAAUUUU
Molecule: messenger RNA, 4654 nt
Organism: Saccostrea echinata
Lineage: Eukaryota; Metazoa; Mollusca; Bivalvia; Ostreida; Ostreidae
Product: zinc finger protein 729-like
Exons: 9
Coding region: 1-4461 (1486 amino acids)
Biological process (GO): regulation of transcription by RNA polymerase II
Cellular component (GO): nucleus
Molecular function (GO): RNA polymerase II transcription regulatory region sequence-specific DNA binding; DNA-binding transcription factor activity, RNA polymerase II-specific
Source: RefSeq, a predicted model, not a curated record